Molecule: messenger RNA, 1191 nt
Organism: Trichobilharzia regenti
Lineage: Eukaryota; Metazoa; Platyhelminthes; Trematoda; Strigeidida; Schistosomatidae
Source: the annotation of a GenBank genome assembly
AUGAACAGUACAAAUACUACAGUUGACGUCAGCCUGACUACCAUCCCUACCCUGAUAAUGAAUACCACUUUGAAUAAUGAUACAUCGAAUUCAACUGCAUUUGAUAGUAAUCCAUUUGUAAUCAAUUUAACAAAAUCAUUUCAUGUAGCCAGUAAACCCUUAGCUAUAUUUCUAUUCAUCUUAGUAUGUCUUGCAUGUCUGGGCUUUAUCUUCCUCAUCCUAUUAUGUACGCGUACUUGUAUUCGUCGAAAAUAUGCCCCAAGAGUAUUACGUAAACGUCCAAAAGGCAUAUAUGUUGAUGAAAUACCCGGUUUAGUACAAAAUCCUAUCCAGCAUAAAUAUGGAUCAUUAGAAUAUUCGUUGGAAUAUAGCAUAGAUCGUGAACAGUUGAGAAUUGGUGUCCUUAAAGCGAGUAAUUUAGUUGGACCAAAUAAUUCAGAAUCUCUACAUCCAUAUGCUACAAUAACAUUGGCUAAAUAUGAUGGACAAAAUUUACGGAUUAUUGAUAAACAAGCCAAAACUGAAGUGUUUACACAAACAAAUCAACCAGUCUGGAAUCAGUUGUUCACAUUUCAUAUGCUAGAAUGUGAUUUGAAUAAGGCAGUGAUUAUAUUUGAGGUAUUCGCCUAUGAUAGUAUUUGUCAAGAUAGUAGUAUUGGUAAGUUGGAAGUUUAUCUUCAAGAUGAAGAUCACAGUGAAUUUGUUGGUAAAAAUCUAGAAAAAACUGGUUGGUUAGUCGCUGGAACUGGAUAUAAUUUUGGUAUAGGUGAACUUUGUGUCGGCAUAGGUUAUUAUCCCAACAGGUCAAGAAUUGAUGUUUGUAUAUAUGAAUGUAGACAAUUAAAGCUGGAGAGUUAUAUGCCUAAAUUGAAAAAUCGUGAAUUAGAUAUUUUAGUUAUGUUCAAGCAUCGUAAGCAUACGGUUCAACGGGAGAGAACGCAUAAACGUAAAGAAUUGAUUAAUCCUUAUUUUAAUCAGAAGAUUAGUUUUCCACUGAAGGAGAAUAAUCUUGAACAGAUAAGUGUUGUUUGUCAAUUAAGGUGUAUAAAUCGAUUACGUAUGAAACAUGUGUUAGGCGAUAUACAGAUUGGAAUGGAUUCAAAACAGACAACGGGAAUUAAACAAUGGGAAGAAAUGGUUAAAAAUCCAUCGAAAAUGCAUGUGAUGUGGCAUUCAAUUGCUCCAAUAUAA